Messenger RNA from Penicillium subrubescens, 1635 nucleotides. RefSeq names its product MFS general substrate transporter. Gene Ontology annotation, biological process: transmembrane transport. The record is from RefSeq and is a predicted model, not a curated record. Gene Ontology annotation, molecular function: transmembrane transporter activity. NCBI's taxonomy places the organism in Eukaryota, Fungi, Ascomycota, Eurotiomycetes, Eurotiales, Aspergillaceae. The transcript is spliced from 6 exons. Bases 1 to 1635 code for a protein of 544 amino acids.
AUGGACAUCUCGCAGGAAACAAAAGAAGGCGAAACUGGGGUGUCUCAGUUAGAGCAUGUCAUGACCGAAAAGGAUGUCACUCCAGUGCAGAACGAGGAUGAACCUCAAACCCCUUACCAGCUUGGUUGGCGGACGAUUCUUGCAGUCCUAACUCUGUCUAUGGCCAAUGUUUGUGCCGCGCUGUCUAAUACCACGAAUACUACGAUCAAAUUCCAGGUAGCUACUGUCGCGAGAUCGCCUUCCGAUGCUGCUCUCGCCUCGUGGAUUGCCAAUGGCAAUUUCCUUCUCAGCCUUGCCAUGGGUCCAAUCUUCGGCUCCGUUAGCGAUCGCUUGGGCAAGAAGUGGUUCCUUGUGGGAGGUGCUUCACUUGGAGUCAUUGGUUCCAUGAUCUCCGGGUCCGCCCAUAAGAUCACCGAUAUCAUCGGCGGCAAUAUCCUAACUGGAAUUGCAAAUGCUGGCUGUAUCGUUUCCAUCUCCUGCAUCCAAGAGAUCAUGCCCAACAAGCUUCGCCCCUGGGCAAUGGGCGUCUCCCAAGCAAUGGCCAGCGCGUUUGUGAUCCUCGGAACUUUCAUCGCAGCUGCAUUUGUGCAACAUAAUAUAGGGGGCGCUGGAGGCUGGCGUUGGGCGUACUACUUCAACGGAAUCAUCUAUGGUUUCACUGCGGUCGCAAUAGGGCUCACCUAUUUCCCACCUCGUCCGCAACUUGGCCGACAUCGCGCCUUCAAAGAUAUUUUGACCAAUGUGGACUUCAUCGGUAUCAUGUUGAUGGCAGGGUCCUUUACCGCUCUUAUUAUCGGUGUCACUUGGGGCGGUACUACAUACCCGUGGAAUUCGGGGCGGAUCAUUGCUACGCUGACCAUGGGAUGUGUCGGUCUUGUUCUGUUCGGAUUGUACGAAGCCUUUGUGAAGGAGGGUAUUCUUGAUCGUCGUCUGUUCUCUGAGUCGAUGAAUUUCCCUAUCUUGCUGUUUGUGUGUACGAUUGAUGGAAUUUUGCUUCUUGGUGUGAACGUCGCUCUUUCGCAGGAGAUCUUUGAUCUGUUCACUCAAGAUGCUGUCAAAAUUGCGGUGAUGCUCACUCCGUACCUGGCUCUAUCCACUUUUGGUUGUAUCCCGGCAGGUUGGAUCAUGGCGGCUACCAAGUCUUAUAAAACCCUGCUGGUUGCUGCUUUGCUCUGGUGUUCGCUUUUCACAGGCUUAAUGGGGCUCAUCACUCCGGAGAGGAAAAGCUGGGCAUAUGCCUUCUCUGCGUUAUUCGGCGCUGGUACAGCCGUAACGACAACCAUCCCAGUCACCGCACUCGCACUCUCAAUCCCAUCCUUCCUAAUCGGCACAGCUGCUACCGUCUCCAUGUCCUGCCGAGCACUCGGCGGCAUCGUCGGCAUCACCCUCUUCACAGCUAUAUACGACAACAAGUAUGCCUCAUACGUCGGGCCCGAGAUCGCGAAUAACUCUAAGGCCCCCGUUCAGAAAGUUGAGAGUGCCAGGGCUUGGAAGUACAUGUGGAUUACUCUUGCGUGCUUGAUUGCGGCGAAUGGUGUUGCCGCUUGUUUCUUGAAGAGCGUGAAGCGGAUGAUGAAUGAGCAUGUUGAGUCUGCGUUGGAGCAUAAUAAUGUGAGAGAGAAGCAGCUUGAAUAG